Messenger RNA from Sporisorium graminicola, 1479 nucleotides. RefSeq lists its product as uncharacterized. Gene Ontology annotation, biological process: biosynthetic process. Gene Ontology annotation, cellular component: mitochondrion; cytoplasm. The coding region runs from base 1 to 1479 and encodes 492 amino acids. Lineage: Eukaryota; Fungi; Basidiomycota; Ustilaginomycetes; Ustilaginales; Ustilaginaceae. Gene Ontology annotation, molecular function: L-kynurenine:2-oxoglutarate transaminase activity; pyridoxal phosphate binding. The transcript has a single exon. The record is from RefSeq and is a predicted model, not a curated record.
AUGAGACGCCUUCUCACAUCCCUCGGCUCCUCCUCUUCCUCCUCCCUGCUGCCCAAGCGUAUUCUCCCUCCUCCACGCAACAUCAUGACAUCUGCCUCUUCGUCUUCUGCCACGCGCUGGGCGACGCAUCGAGCCGACCGGAUCCACGCGGAGCUCAACGCCGGCCUAGACGUAUGGACGCUCUUCAACCCAGUCGUAUUUCCGACCGCCAUCAACCUCGGUCAAGGGUUCAUGAACUGGCAACCGCCCUCGUACAUCCUCGAUACGCUCACCAAGGAGUUUCAGGAGCGCGUGGACCUGCACCACUACUCGCACCCCAAAGGCCGACCGCGCUUGAGGCAGGCCAUCAGCGAUGCGUAUUCGGCCGAGUUUCGCUUGCCUGCUGGUGCAGCUGAGGCGGACGGUGUAGGAAAAGUGGGCGAGCAGAGGGAAGCUAGCGGGCGCAAGCUGGACAUCGAGACAGAGAUUCAGAUCACGAGCGGUGCCAAUGGCGGCAUCUACUCUGUCAUGGGUGCGUUCAUCAACGAUGGCGAUGGCGUGGUCUGCAUCGAGCCCUUCUUCGACCAGUACAACGCGGAGAUCCUCUUCCAUGGCGGCACUCCGCUCUAUGUGCCCCUGCUGCCCCCAUCCUCCUCCACCACUUCGUCCGGCCAGAUCGACUCGAACGAAUGGACACUCGACCUCUCGCACCUCGAAUCCGUGCUCUCGCAACCCUCUACGAAGGCGCUCAUCCUCAACACGCCGCACAACCCCGUCGGCAAGGUGUUCUCCCCCGCCGAGCUGGGCAAGAUCGCAGAGCUGUGUGUCAAGUACGACAUUCUCGUGGUCGCCGAUGAGGUGUAUGAUUGCCUGACGUUUGACGGGAACAAGCACACACGCAUUGCGUCGUUUGCGGGCAUGUGGGACCGCACCGUCACCGUUGGGUCCGCGGGCAAGUCGUUCGCAUGCACGGGCUGGCGCGUCGGAUGGCUCGUCGGGCCGAACCACCUCAUCGGACCUUCACGAGCCGUGCACACGCGCAUCACGUUCGCCGUUAACUCGUCCGCCCAGGAAGGCGCCGCGAUCGGGUUGGAGUCUGCGGCCGAGCACGACUUUUUCGCCAAGCAGUGCGACCAGUACGCCGAACGACGCCAGCUCCUAAGCAAAGCACUGGACGACAUCGGCCUGCGCUACACCGUCCCCCACGGUGGAUACUUUAUCAUGGCCGAUGCGUCCGCCAUCCAGAUCCCCGACGACUGGGUCGCACAGAACAACGUCCCCGAAGGGAUUCUGAAGAAGGAGGAAGAUUACCUCAAAGCCUGGUUCAUCGCCAAGAUCUGCGACGUCGUCGUGAUCCCCGCAACCGCGUUCUACUCGGACAAAGGCGGCGCCGAGAUCGGCAAAAAUUACGUCAGGUUCAGCUUCUGUAAGGACAACCAGAUUGAGUUGGCCGCACCCAGAUUGAAGAAGUUGAUCCCGUACCUCAAGAAGACCGAUUAG